This is a messenger RNA of Nelumbo nucifera (sacred lotus), 6010 nucleotides long. Lineage: Eukaryota; Viridiplantae; Streptophyta; Magnoliopsida; Proteales; Nelumbonaceae. The record is from RefSeq and is a predicted model, not a curated record.
ACUUCCCUGUCAUUUUUCCCGUACUCUAUCGUCUUCGCCUGGUAAGGCGGAGGCAGCACACACUCACACAAACGUGACAGAAGCAUCGUCCGGGGUUCCCCCGAUGCUGCCGCCGCUAUGAACCUGAGACAGCGCCCGGCGGUCCCUCGCGGUGGUCCGGGGUAUGGCUCCGUCUACGGCCCCAACCACGGCCUCGACGGCUCGGCCCCAUUUCCCACCCCCGUCUCAUCUGAAUCCUUCAACAUCAUUCCGGUUCACAGUCACCUUGCGGUUGCGGAUCACCACUCUCUUCGUUGCCCUGAAGUCCGCGCCGUCGCUGGUGCCCUCCGCAACGUCGGAGACCUUCGCAUGCCCCCGUUCGUUCCAUGGCGCGAGGGCAUGGACCUCCUUGACUGGCUAGGCGUCUCUUUUGGCUUCCAACGCGACAACGUUCGCAAUCAGAGGGAACACCUUGUGCUUUACAUUGCCAACGCCCAGAUGCGCCUCCAUCCCCCUCCUGUCGACGUCGACGUCCUCGACCUCAACGUCCUACGCCGAUUCCGUCGCAAGCUGCUGCACAACUACACAUCUUGGUGCUCUUACCUCGGCCGCAAAUCCAGCGUCUUGCUACGCAGUCGCCGUGAUGACUCCCGCCGCGAACUCCUGUACACUUCUCUUUACCUCCUUGUAUGGGGCGAGGCUGCUAAUCUCCGCUUCGUCCCUGAAUGUAUCUGCUACAUUUUCCACCACAUGGCGAAGGAGCUUAACGCGAUCCUCGACGACUAUGUAGACGGACCUCCUACCCCUUUCACCUGUGGCGAGAAUGGGUUCUUGAUCCAUGUCGUUACUCCUAUUUACCGGAUAAUUAGUGCUGAGGUUGAUAGAAGCCGUAACGGCACCGCCCCUCAUUCGGCUUGGAGAAAUUACGACGAUAUUAACGAAUAUUUCUGGAGCCACCGCUGCUUCCGCCGACUCGGGUGGCCACUCAAUCUUAACAGCAAGUUCUUUCAAACUAAGGGUAAGGACAAGGGCGUGGGUAAGACGGGUUUUGUUGAACAGAGGUCUUUCUGGAAUAUAUUUCGCAGCUUUGAUCGGCUCUGGGUUAUGCAUAUAUUAUUUCUCCAGGCCGCCAUUAUUGUUGCUUGGGAGGGCACGGAGUUUCCGUGGACGUCACUGGAGAGUCGUGAUGUUCAGGUUCGGCUGUUCACUGUAUUCAUUACCUGGGGAUGUCUUCGUUUCCUCCAGUCAGUGCUUGAUGCCGGGACUCAGUACAGUUUGGUCACAAGGGAAACAUGGUUAGUCGGGGUGAGAAUGGUACUGAAGAGCAUUGUUGCCAUAGUAUGGACUGUUGUUUUUGGUGUCUUCUAUGGAAGGAUUUGGUCCCAGAGGAAUCACGACGGAAGGUGGUCUGAUGAGGCAAACCGUAGACUGGUGGCUUUCCUCGAGGCUGCGCUCGUUUUCAUAUUCCCGGAGCUUUUGGCUUUAGCUCUUUUUAUUGUACCUUGGAUUCGGAACUUCCUUGAGGAAACAAAUUUCAUCUUGUUCUAUAUUUUAACUUGGUGGUUUCAGAGUAGGACCUUCGUAGGCCGUGGCCUUAGGGAAGGUCUCGUGGAGAAUAUAAGGUAUACUUCGUUUUGGGUUGCCGUUCUUGCUUCAAAGUUCACCUUCAGUUAUUUCCUCCAGAUAAAGCCCAUGGUUGCUCCGACGAAAGCUGUUUUGAAUCUCAGGAAUGUGUCUUACAAUUGGCAUGAAUUCUUUGGUAACACUAACAGAGUAGCAGUAUUCUUUUUGUGGCUUCCAGUGGUUUUGAUUUACCUCAUGGAUUUGCAGAUCUGGUACUCAAUUUUUACCUCCAUUGUUGGGGCAAUAGUUGGGUUGUUCUCCCACCUGGGUGAGAUUCGGAACAUGGAGCAACUGAGGCUGAGGUUCCAGUUCUUUGCAAGUGCAAUACAGUUUAAUCUCAUGCCGAAGGAGCAACUUCUGAAUGCAAGGGGGACAUUGCUGGGAAGGUUGCAUGAUGCCAUUCACCUGUUGAAACUGCGGUAUGGGCUGGGCCGGCCAUUUAUGAAGAUUGAAUCGAACCAAGUGGAGGGGAAGAAGUUUGCCCUACUGUGGAAUGAAAUAAUUAAAACUUUCAGGGAAGAAGACAUUAUUAGUGAUCGUGAAGUGGAGCUCUUGGAACUGACACCAAACAUGUGGAACAUUAGGGUCAUUCGCUGGCCAUGUUUUCUUCUGUGCAAUGAGCUGCUUCUUGCUCUCAGCCAUGCAGCAGAGUUGGUGGAUGCACCUGACCAAUGGCUCUGGUAUAAGAUUGGCAAGAAUGAAUACAGGCGAUGUGCUAUUGUAGAAGCUUAUGAUAGCAUCAAAUAUAUGCUCAUUCAGAUUGUCAAACAUGGCACUGAAGAGCAUUCCAUUGUUAGGCAUGUGUUCCUGGAAAUUGAUAGUGCACUUAACAUUGGGAACUUCACUAAGACGUAUAAAACAACUGCAUUGCCACAGUUACAUGCCAAAUUGGUAACCCUUGUUGAGCUCCUUACCAAGCCCAAUAAAGAUGUAAAUAAGGCAGUGAAUGUAUUGCAGGCCUUGUAUGAAAUAUACAUUCGAGAUUUCCCCAAGGUGAAGAGGACCAUGGAACAGCUGAGGGAGGACGGCUUGAUGCCUCUCAAACCUGUUACCAGCAGAGAAUUGCUUUUUGAGAAUGCUGUUCAGUUGCCUGACAUUGCAGAUGUAUCUUUCUAUCGGCAGGUGCAGCGUUUGCAGACAAUUCUUACAUCUAGGGACUCGAUGCAUAACAUCCCAAGGAAUUUUGAGGCAAGACGCCGUCUAGCCUUCUUUAGCAACUCGUUGUUCAUGAACAUGCCCCAUGCUCCUCCAGUUGAGAAAAUGAUGGCUUUUAGUGUUUUGACACCUUAUUACAAUGAGGAAGUCCUGUACAGCAAAGAACAAUUGCGGACGGAAAAUGAAGAUGGAAUUUCUACCCUGUUUUAUUUACAAAAGAUCUAUGAAGAUGAUUGGGGGAAUUUCAUAGAGCGAAUGCGCCGACAGGGGAUGGUGGGUGAUGAAGAGAUCUGGACGAAGAAGCUGAGAGACCUCCGUCUUUGGGCAUCCUACAGAGGCCAGACGCUAUCUCGUACUGUAAGGGGAAUGAUGUAUUACUAUAAGGCUCUCAAGAUGCUGGCAUUCCUUGAUUCUGCAUCCGAGAUGGAGAUCAGGGAAGGAGCACAAAAGCUUGCUUCUGUUGGUUCCGUGGGGCUAGAUGGCAUUUUGAAUGGUCACAGCUCAGGUAUCCAAGAGUCUUCAUGGAGUCUGAGUGGGGCGAAUAGUGAUGCAAGUAUUUUGUUCAAAGGCCAUGAAUAUGGUAGUGCCCUGAUGAAAUAUACAUAUGUAGUCGCCUGCCAGAUUUAUGGGACACAAAAGGCAAAGAAAGAUCCUCGAGCUGAAGAUAUUUUAUAUCUAAUGAAAUGUAAUGAAGCUCUUCGAGUUGCCUAUGUUGAUGAGGUUCACAAAGGGAGGAAUGAGGUUGAGUAUUACUCUGUUCUUGUGAAGUAUGAUCAGCAGUUGCAGAAAGAGGUGGAAAUCUACCGGGUUAGGUUGCCUGGUCCCUUAAAGCUUGGAGAGGGUAAACCAGAGAAUCAGAACCAUGCUAUUAUCUUUACCCGUGGUGAUGCUGUUCAGACCAUUGACAUGAACCAGGACAACUUUUUUGAGGAAGCCCUUAAGAUGCGGAAUCUAUUGGAGGAAUAUAAUACCUAUUAUGGUAUCCGGAAGCCUACUAUUUUAGGAGUCCGUGAACACAUUUUCACUGGUUCUGUGUCCUCUCUUGCUUGGUUCAUGUCUGCACAGGAGACAAGCUUUGUUACCUUGGGACAGCGUGUUCUUGCAAACCCUCUCAAGGUACGAAUGCAUUAUGGCCAUCCUGAUGUGUUUGAUAGGUUAUGGUUUCUGACUCGAGGUGGCAUUAGUAAGGCUUCCAGAGUAAUCAACAUCAGUGAAGACAUAUAUGCUGGAUUUAAUUGCACAUUACGAGGUGGCAAUGUGACACACCAUGAGUACAUCCAGGUUGGUAAGGGAAGGGAUGUUGGAUUGAAUCAGAUAUCAAUGUUUGAGGCUAAGGUUGCUAGUGGCAAUGGUGAGCAGGUUCUGAGUAGGGAUGUAUACCGGUUGGGUCAUCGACUGGAUUUCUUCAGGAUGUUGUCGUUCUACUACUCUACUGUGGGGUUCUUUUUUAACACAAUGACGGUGAUCUUGACUGUUUUUGCAUUUCUCUGGGGUCGCCUUUAUCUGGCUUUGAGUGGGUUAGAGAAGGCCAUGAAGAAUAAUUCAAACAAUAACAAAGCACUUGGUGCAAUCCUGAAUCAGCAAUUUAUCAUCCAGCUUGGUCUAUUUACUGCUCUCCCAAUGAUUGUGGAAAACUCUCUCGAGCAUGGGUUCCUUCCUGCAGUAUGGGAUUUCUUGACAAUGCAGUUCCAGCUUGCAUCUGUUUUUUACACGUUCUCUAUGGGAACUCGUACACAUUUUUUUGGCCGGACAAUUCUUCAUGGUGGUGCAAAGUACCGAGCCACUGGGCGUGGUUUUGUUGUGCAGCAUAAGAGUUUUGCUGAGAAUUAUAGACUGUAUGCCCGUAGUCACUUUGUAAAGGCAAUUGAGCUUGGAGUGAUACUUACUGUUUAUGCUUCACAUAGUGUUGUUGCCAAGGACACCUUUGUUUAUAUUGCCAUGAGCAUCUCAAGUUGGUUCUUGGUAGUAUCAUGGUUCAUGGCCCCCUUUGUGUUCAACCCUUCUGGAUUUGAUUGGUUGAAGACUGUGUAUGACUUUGAAGAUUUUAUGAACUGGAUAUGGUAUCGGGGAGAGAUUUUCACUAAAGCCGAACAGAGCUGGGAGACUUGGUGGUAUGAAGAACAGGAUCAUCUGAGAACUACUGGUCUUUGGGGAAAAUUAUUGGAGAUAAUUUUAGAUCUCCGUUUUUUCUUUUUCCAGUAUGGGAUUGUGUACCAGCUUGGCAUCUCUGCUGGAAACACUGCUAUUUCUGUUUACUUGCUAUCUUGGAUCGGUAUAGUUGCAGGUGUUGGAACUUAUAUGAUAAUAGCAUAUGCUCAGGACAAAUAUGCUGCAAAGGAGCAUAUAUACUAUCGGUUGGUCCAGCUCCUUGUCAUUACAGUUACAGUGCUUGUGAUAAUUGUCUUUCUGGAAUUCACCCAUUUCCAGUUUUUUGAUAUCAUCGCGUGUUUGAUGGCAUUUAUCCCAACUGGGUGGGGAUUAAUAUCCAUAGCACAGGUACUCAGGCCAUUUCUGCAGUCCACUGUGGUCUGGGACACCGUGGUUUCUCUAGCCCGUCUGUAUGAUAUGCUUUUUGGUGUAAUUGUUAUGGCCCCUAUGGCACUACUAGCAUGGCUUCCUGGCUUCCAGUCCAUGCAGACAAGGAUCCUCUUCAAUCAAGCAUUCAGCAGGGGUCUCCAGAUAUCUCGCAUUCUAACAGGCAAAAGAUCUAAUGUUGAUUUGUGAUAUGAGUAGUAAAUUGGGGUCUAGCUGCGUCAUUUGUUUCGUUUAUUUAAUAGCGUAUAUGUUGGGACGAAGCCUGUUAGCGCAUGGCUGUGGCAAGGAGCAAUAUCCAUGUGAGGUUUAAAAAUGGAACUAGGUGUAGAAAACUAGAGUAGAGAGGCUGCAGCUUCAAUUCCACUGACAAACGUUCUUAGUGUGAAAUCCGCAGAGGUGGGUUCCAUCUUUGUUUCUAUCAACUUCAUGGAUGGAAAAAAUGUAAUCAUGUCUUCAUCUCGGCCCACCUUCCCUGUACUUGUCAUUUAACGGAUUUUUGAAUGCUUCCCUUCAUGUCUAACACUAGCCUGAACACGUAAAUAAUUUUCAAUAGAGGCCUUUGCUUUUAGGAUCGUCUUCCUCCCCUUCUACAAGGUACAACUCUUAACGUUUUUCACAAUCCCUGUGGUCCUGGUCCUGGUAGUUCGUUGAGAGUGGGUAAUUUGGAUUUUGGAUCUCUUGUGUAUAUUUAUUUACUAUGAUCUCAUUAUUUUCUUUU